Molecule: messenger RNA, 2263 nt
Organism: Hypoxylon fragiforme
Lineage: Eukaryota; Fungi; Ascomycota; Sordariomycetes; Xylariales; Hypoxylaceae
Product: AFG1-like ATPase-domain-containing protein
Exons: 2
Coding region: 302-1966 (554 amino acids)
Biological process (GO): protein quality control for misfolded or incompletely synthesized proteins
Cellular component (GO): cytoplasm; mitochondrion
Molecular function (GO): ATP hydrolysis activity; ATP binding
Source: RefSeq, a predicted model, not a curated record
CGUUAGCUUAACGUUUUAAGUGAAUAUCUAGGGUAUUUUCCUCAUUGUCGCCUUUUGGUUGUGAUUCUAGUACCUACAUACAACUUGCAUCCAUACCUAGAAAAACAUUUCCUUUUUGCGCCUUCGCAAGUCAUCUUCUCUUGGAUAUUCUGUACAUACAAUUCCCUACCUAACUACCCCCGUUUUCUUCUCAUUUUUUUUUUAAAUACCUAGAUAUCGAUACCUUAUGAUGCAGUUCCCCCUUUUGGUUUGCUGUCGUUUAUGAAAUAAGGAACCUAUCUGAUCUGAUACACACACAAUAAUGCGACCCUACUCUUCUUGUACCCCUCCCGUGCGACUUCUGUCUACCCGGACCAUCGUAAGACUCGAGACACGGCGUCGCAUAUGCACCCGAUGCUUUAAUAGAACAAGGGCUUUCGAAAGACAACGAAUACUAUCCCGAUCGUCCCAGUCAGCAGUGGGUCGCUGGUCCUCGCCUGCUGUCUCGCCACGACCCGCUUUCCCCCCCAGUGGAUUCAGACAACUUGCGACGGUUGUGACAACCACUGCAGACGAGGUCCAAGUACCCGACAACCAUGGCCCGAUCCAAGAAUACGAUCGCCGAGUGAAAGCCGGGCGCCUCCGAGAGGACCAGCACCAACGAGGGAUUAUCCAAAACCUGCAAAGUCUGCACGACGAUUUGGUCAAGUACCAAGCACCUCCCGUAGUGCAUCCGAACCUCGACUCCCUAAAACCUGCCAAAUCGUUAUUUUCCUGGUUCGGCCCCAAGUUAGGGAACUCGGCUGUGAAGGGCAUUCCGGAUACCCUACCACGUGGGCUCUAUCUCUACGGCGAUGUCGGCAGUGGGAAGACGAUGCUAAUGGAUCUCCUGUAUGAUACGCUGCCCAGUUCCGUUCAGUCCAAGACGAGAAUCCAUUUCCAUAAUUUUAUGCAGGAUGUGCACAAGAGACUGCAUCAAAUGAAGAUGGCCCAUGGGAACGAUGUAGAUGCGAUCCCGUUCGUAGCCGCAGAUAUUGCGGAGCAGGCCAAUGUACUAUGUUUCGACGAGUUCCAGUGUACCGAUGUGGCAGAUGCGAUGAUCUUGCGGAGACUCUUGGAGUCUCUCAUGUCCCACGGUGUCGUGCUCGUCACAACCUCGAACAGACAUCCAGACGAGCUCUACAAAAACGGGAUACAGCGCGAGUCUUUUAUACCGGCGAUCCAUCUUCUCAAGUCGCGGCUCCAUGUUAUCAACCUCAACUCGCCCACAGAUUACCGAAAGAUCCCCAGACCACCAUCUGGGGUAUACCACACACCGCUGGAUAGCCACGCGGCAUCGCACAUCCAAAAGUGGCUCCGUUUUCUCGGAGAUCCAGACGUUACAGAGCCUCACUCAGAAACCCAGAAGGUGUGGGGCCGCGAAAUCCACGUUCCAAGGGUCAGUGGUCGCUGUGCAUGGUUCACGUUCCAGGAACUGAUCGGCCGUGCUACGGGUGCUGCCGACUACAUCGAGCUAAUGCGCUGUUAUGAUGCCUUUAUAAUCUCCGAUAUCCCAGGAAUGACUUUUCGUGAGCGAGAUCUGGCGAGACGAUUCAUCACAUUUAUUGAUGCUGUUUAUGAAUCCCGGGCCAAGCUCGUCCUAACCACGGCCGUUCCACUAACGCAACUGUUCAUUUCGCCCCAAGAACUCCGGGAGCCCCUGAAAAAGGAUGGGAAAGCUGUAGACAAGGAGAUGGACGAGUCCUUCAGUCAUAAUAUGCAGCAUAUGCUGGAGGACAUUGGCAGUAAUACUGACCAGUUGAAGAACUCGAGUCUCUUCUCCGGUGAAGAGGAACGGUUCGCUUUCGCCCGAGCACUAUCACGACUGAGUGAGAUGUCUAGUAAAGAAUGGGUCGAGCGUGGUAUGGGCUUGGAAGAACAAGGAGGAAAGAACGAAAGAGAUGGUUGGGUGAAAGCCAGAAGUCGACAGAUGGAGGACAGUAUGUGACACAACACGAGACAUGAUGAUUCCCUAAUUCCUUUAAUUUUUUCAAAAGAAGAAUUUCUCUUUUUAAUAAUUAUAGGCUAGCAUGGUUGGCGUUUCUCCCUGGCUUUCGUCGAUUAAUAAGAACAGGAUACAUUGAGCGGUGCGAGGUUACAGCGUCGUUGAUAGACAACAUUUUGUUGUACGUUGGGUAUAGAUCCAUCCCUGGAUGUUUACCGUAUAUAAAUUAGAUUACGACAGACAUCAUACAUGCGAGUAGUAGUUUGAACAGCGCUACUUGCUAUUGAUAUGUUAUUCGGA